AUGACGACCGCAAAGGGCGCGCCACGACGGAAACGAGCUGUCCAUGGGCCGGAAGGAGCCACGAAGAAGCCGACAGCGACGGCAGCAGCAGCAGCAGCGAAGAAGAAGAAGCUGACGGUCGCUGCCAAGCGGAAGCACGUGCGGGAGCUGGCAAAGGCGGGCCGGUGGAACGAGAUUGAGCGGCUGUACGGCAAGAAGAUCGUGACAAAGGCCAAGACGUACGUGGCGACGCUGGACGGGCCCAAGAAGACGCCGCUGGAGAUUGCGCACGAGAUCCUCAUCAAGAACGGGUACCUGCCGUCGGGCCCAGCGACAAGUGCACGUCGACCUUUGCCUGCGCCUGCAGCGCAUCAAACCACCGCAGGGUCUGGAACGCGGGACUGCAGACCAGAAAGCACAGCGGUCGUAGCUCUCGACUCACCGGUGAAGCUGACAAAGGAGCAGCAACAGCUCAUUGAGACGAGAAGGCAAGAAGCACUGGCAAGACGUCGGCGGGUCCAGCAAGCUGCUCGACCGCAUGUGCAUCCGUCUCCAGCUGUGAUCGAACCAUCCCGUCCUUUUGACGAGGGACUUCGUCAGAUGCGUCAAGCGACUGCCCCGAAACAAGAGCAGCAGCAUCUGGUGCCAGGACAGGUCUCGAGACUGGGCUCCAGUCGACCUGCUGGGCAUCCAAAAGCUCCGACGCAGUGCGUUGUCAUUGAAGAGAGAUGCGCUCGGACAGGCUCAGUUGAUGAGACGAAACACGCUCGACCAGAGUCGUUCUGGGACGAUCUCGAGGCGGCUGCCGAGAUUGUCCAGUGGGAAAACGAGCACAUGGCUGAAGCAGCACUUGAGCAGCAGCAGCAGCUACCUGCGACUCAAAUAGCUCCUGACGAAGAGUGUGGCGACACGUAUCAGAGCUCUCAUCAUCGACGCGAGUCACCGGCAGUUGACAAUCGGCCGCCUACAGUCAUCUCUUUUUCACAAGAGCUACUCGCCGCCGCAGACAUUGUUCAAUGGGAGAAAGAGCGCGAAAGAGACGUACCGGAAGUACCGGCUUCGAGCCAGCCAGGCGACAGCUCUGGCAGCGACCAUGAGCCCGAUGCACCACAGUUUCAGCUGUUGCCUGUGCAUAUCACUGACGAUGUCCAGCAGCCGAGUCAAACUUUCCAUGAGUCUGUGCUUCGUCAGGUCAGCAACAGCCGCGACCGACCAAACAGCACUGGCCAGCAGCUACAUCCACGGGGACCCCAAGUCGAUCGCUCAUCGGCAGCUGUACCGCAGCCAGCACUACAACAAAACAGCGCUGUCUCUGCCAGCGUGACAAAAGCCAGUGACGUGCAUCAACUUCGCCAGACUUCAUCGCAUCCAUCUCGACACCAGCAUGGCUCUCCGACGGAAUUCAUUGACAAGCACCUUUUGGAAGACAAGCUCGGGUUUCCAGUUCUCGAAUUUCUCGACAUGAUGCUUGCUUGA
This is a messenger RNA of Hyaloperonospora brassicae, 1455 nucleotides long. The record is from the annotation of a GenBank genome assembly. Lineage: Eukaryota; Oomycota; Peronosporomycetes; Peronosporales; Peronosporaceae.